Messenger RNA from Gekko japonicus, 2899 nucleotides. RefSeq names its product leucine rich repeat containing 32 (gene LRRC32). The record is from RefSeq and is a predicted model, not a curated record. Gene Ontology annotation, molecular function: protein binding. The coding region runs from base 122 to 2134 and encodes 670 amino acids. NCBI's taxonomy places the organism in Eukaryota, Metazoa, Chordata, Lepidosauria, Squamata, Gekkonidae. The transcript is spliced from 3 exons.
CUCACAUGAGCAAGCUUCUCGGCUUUCACCGGAGGGGGGCCUGCCGCCUGGAUCUUCUCUGCUUUGUCAAAGGGCCGAAGGUAGACCUGGAUCUGGCCUCCUUCGCCACAACAAGAGAGUCAUGAAACUGAACCUCCUGCUCUUCUUGGCGGCGCUGAACAGUGGCAUCUCGACGUACCGGCCCAUGGAAACGUCACCCUGCGAUAUGAAAAACAUGGUGGCAUUUUGUCAGAGGAAAGGUUUUCGCCAGAUCCCUUCAGAACUUUACCCAAACAUCCAUAAACUCAACCUCUCUGAAAACAAACUUCAAAACAUCACCAAGAUGCCUUUGACCUUUUACACCUCCCUCCGCUAUCUCGACUUAAGUUCCAAUCGUAUCAGCUACAUAGAACCAGGAAUCUUCUCAGAUAUGAUGAGUUUGAUGGAGAUCAAUUUAGCCAACAACCAGCUCUAUCAGUUGGCUCAGCACAACCUUUGGGUCGGAUUACUACCCCAGGUCAGAAUACUAGACUUGUCUCACAACAGCCUGUACAACGGGAUGGCUCAACGGUUCCUCCACCAAGCGCCAUCGCUUGAGUAUCUUUCAUUGGCAGAGAACAGCAUCACAGAAAUAUCCUGGAGCACAUUUCAAGGGUCUCCAAGACUCAUUGAGGUGGACCUUCAUAGCAAUAUGAUCAUGGAGAUAGAAGAAGGUGCCUUUGAGAUGUUGUCCCAUCUCUCCACACUCAACCUCUCCAUGAACUCACUCACCUGUAUUGCUGGCUUCAGCCUGAAACAGCUGCAAGUCCUGGAUCUCAGCCAGAACAGUAUUGAGUCCUUCCAUUCUACCGAAUCGAAAGAGGAAUUCAACCUGGUUUGGCUAGACCUGAGCGAGAACAAGCUACUCCGGUUCCCGGUUCUCCCACAAGAGAAUAAGCUUGCCUACCUGAAUUUAUCAAAGAAUAUCAUGCAGUUUAUGGUGGACUCUCCUAGUGAUGAUUUAGACUAUGACUGGUUGGAUAUACCUUUUGAUCUUCAGGCUCUGAGUCCAAAGAACAACGAGAGCUCUCCCUCCUUGUCUCGGCUGUUGUAUUUGGACUUGAGUUUCAACGAGAUCAAAUCCCUGCCACCUGACUUCUUUGCAUCCAUGUCUGCUUUGCAGUUUCUGAACCUGAGCAAAAACUGCCUCCAGACAUUCACGGCGAGUUCCGAGCUAAUCUCGCUGGUCAUUCUCGACCUUAGUUCUAACUCUUUGCAGAACCUGGAACUGGAUGGCAACGCGCUGAGUAAUUUGCAAGAGCUCUAUCUUCAGGAGAACAAUCUCCGAGGGCUACGAUCGGACUUAUUUGCAAGCCUUCCGGAAAUCACUUUGCUCAACCUCCGAAGAAACCACCUCAGGCUCUGCAGUUUGUAUUCUGGGUUAGCCAGGCGAAGGCUUGCCGGCGAGGAAGACGGCUGCAUCUCGUUUGUCAACCUCCCCGAACUUCGGUAUUUGAUUCUAGCGGACAAUCAUUUGCAGAGCCUCCCGCUGUACGUUUUCCAACAGACCCCACUCACAUGGUUGGAUCUCUCUACCAAUAGGGGGCUUCGGAUCGAGGCCAAAUCUUUGUCAGGGUUGGAAAUCUCUCUCGAACAUUUGGAUUUACACAGUAAUGGCAUGACGACUUUAAAUAUCAAUCUGCCUCGUUUUACCCAUCUCAGGUAUCUAAAUUUGUCAGACAAUCAGCUCAGUUGGCUGCCCACUUGGUCAGAAGACUGUUGUGUCUUGGAAAUUCUGGACCUGCAGAAUAACAGCUUCGGCAGUCUAAAAAGCAGCGAGAUCCCAGCCUUAGAGAAAACCCUCCGGAAUUUGUACCUGGCGGGGAAUCCUCUCAGUUGCUGUGGAAACAUCUGGCUCUCUCACAUGAUCCACAGAGCGACCGUGGAGAUCCCCAACGUUGACCUCGUCAAAUGCCAGUACGCCAAGAGCUUUGGGUACGACGGAGAAAUGGCAAUGAGGAACAUAAGGGCCGAGGACUGCGAGAAAGAGGACCUGAAGAAAAUGAGCAUGCUGAUUUUGCUCGUGGCGGUGCUGGCCCUCUCACUGAUCGUCAUCGGGGUGGGCCUCUUCUGUUGCUAUCGCAGAUCCAGAUUCGGCAGGCAGUUUAAGGUCUAGACUGUUGGGCUGGGCGCCAGUUGAAGGCCGAGACUACGGGUGGGGUCACCACUGCCUUUACCAGGGUGCUGACAAACAACUGAACGGACACGCUGACUCCCGUUUGUGUUUGAAGGGAUGUGGAACUUAGGUCUUUGGCGGCAGAUCUACGGUGGGCUGUCCGCACGUGGAAGACUUUGGUGGAUGCGUGAAAAAGCCUCAAGGCCCUCCUUUGAAGGUUCCUUGGUUGUUGAAGGGCAAGCCCUGGGGCCUGCCGGAGCGGUGGCACCAUCAUAGAUGGACUUUAGUGUGAAAGUCUGGGGCUCCACAGGCCUCACUCGCCCUGGCUUAGCGGGGCCUCGCCCAAAAUGAGGGAAGUAGCAAGAGACCGGUGAGCUCCCCCCUCCCACAAAUUGCCUCCAUCCAAACCACCUGAGGUAACAGCUUUGAGGUAAACACAAACUCGGCUUGUACCAUCAGGAGCCCAUGGGCAGCACUUCCAGGACCAACCCAGCCAGCAGCAGUGCAGGAAGAGGAAGACAAAACACCCUGAGCAGGCCCUGACUCCACCAUGGAAACUCGCUGGGUGACCCCGGGCCAGCCGCUCUCUUUCAGCCUAACCCAAAGGGUUGUUGUGAGGAUAAAACAUGGGCGGGUGAUUGGUUGAGGGAUCGAGACGUAAAAUAGAAAUCAUAAUUUUUUUAAAAGCCUCUUUAUCUUCUUUUAUGUAAACAAAAUGCGGUUUGUCUUGUCUGUAAAGUCACACAGUGUUCUGGGAACGCCUCU